Messenger RNA from Cervus elaphus (red deer), 1377 nucleotides. RefSeq lists its product as uncharacterized. The transcript is spliced from 3 exons. The coding region runs from base 815 to 1282 and encodes 155 amino acids. NCBI's taxonomy places the organism in Eukaryota, Metazoa, Chordata, Mammalia, Artiodactyla, Cervidae. The record is from RefSeq and is a predicted model, not a curated record.
GAACAACAAAAAAUGACAGAGGUAAAGCCCCGAGCUUCCAGACAGAGCUGAUUAGUCGGAUGCGUGAGGGUGGGGCUGCAGCGUGGCGACCCGGCCUCUGGGGGAGGGAGUCUGGGGGUGGGGCAGCCUCAGUGCUGGGGUGACCGGGCCCUGGGUGGACUCUCAGCCCAGGCUAGACAGGCACGGCUGCCCUCCCAGAGAAGCCUCGAAGGCCGGGGGGCAACAGCAGGGCUGGCCCUGGGGACCAUGACACCGGGGGGAAAAACCAUAAGCAAAGCAAAAGGAGCGGAUGAAACGGGGCUGGGGGUGGCGGGGGAGACGACCAAUCGGCAGGCGACUGUCUGUGCCAGGAGCCGCACCAUGCCCACUGCCCCUGGGAGGGCGCGGCGCACGGCCAGGCACCCUGCUCUGUCUGCACCAGGCCGUCCAUCAGGGGCAGGUGACCGAAGCGUCCUGCCAGCUCUGGGCUGCCCACAAUGCCUGGGAGACCCCUCGGAGGGGAGGAGUCCAGGGCAUCACGCCCCCAGCCAGGAGACCCAGCGCGCACAUGUGUGUGUGUGUGUGUGUGUCUGUGGAUAUGUGUGUGUCUGCGGGUGGUGGCUGUCUGUGGGUGUGGGUGUAUGUGUGUAUCUGUGUGUCUGUGUCUGGGGACGUGGGUGUCUGUGUGUCUCUGUGUGUGUGAGCGGAGCGCGACCAGAGCAGAAGCCGUGAAGCGCGGGCACAGGAAGGCCGUGGCCACCCUGCCUCCCCAGCCCGGGAGCGAACAAGCAGCUCAGGAGUGCUCCCAGGCGAGCGUCCGCCAGCACAAGGGACCAUGCCACCCCUGCAGGCGGCUGCUGUCCCCGACGAGCCCGGGGCUGCUGGCUGCGGCAGGGGUGGGGAGGGUGGGUGGGGCCCCGGCAGGCAGCCUGGAAGCAGAGCCAGCCACCUCCUCACUGAGUCAGCCGUUGAGCAACAGUCCAAAAGUCCUUCCGAGUUUCUGUCUGGAGCUUAUCCUGCCUCUCCUCGGGGCACGCCGCGGCGCGGGGGAGGUGGGCAGCUGGGAGGAGAGGAGGCGGCCUCGGAGGCUGCAGGGCAGGUCGGAGUUCCAGUCCUCCACGGAGGCCUAGAAAAUGAACGGCGGGAUCAUGUGGGCCCUCCGCAGAGAUGCCGCGGAGAGGAACCCAGACCAGGGCACUCAGGGAUCCGGGAGUCUGUCGACGCUGCACCACCGGCAGUACCCCGGGUUCCCAGACAGCCGUCACAGCGGCUCUGUGACAGGACACCCUCUGGCAUCUACUAGCGGCAAAUCACAGCUACUGCCAACGGCGUCUUGUCUUCAUAACUGAAGGCAAUGCUAACUUUCAGUAAAGGCUGAUGAAAAAUAAACCUUUUCCC